This is a messenger RNA of Brienomyrus brachyistius, 1302 nucleotides long. Its product is annotated as transmembrane protein 41A-B-like. The coding region runs from base 1 to 837 and encodes 278 amino acids. The transcript has 5 exons. The record is from RefSeq and is a predicted model, not a curated record. Lineage: Eukaryota; Metazoa; Chordata; Actinopteri; Osteoglossiformes; Mormyridae.
AUGCGGUCCGUGUUGGGCUUAAUCAGUGUGGUCGCCGCGGCUACUGUGUAUCUGUACCUCCUGUCCUCCUUUCUCCCCCCGGGACGACGGCAGCCAGUCAGGCGAGAUGAAACAGGGGGCAUUACUGGCGACACGGACGGCGACGUGGAGGUCAAAGAAUACAGACUUAAAUUUCCCUCAGAUCUUGAUGACCUCCAAGAGCUGGCCGACACCCUGCAGUUCUACAAGCAGGAGCACUCCACCUACGUCAUGCUGCUCUACUGCAGCGCCUACCUGUACAAACAGUCCUUUGCUAUACCUGGGUCUUCCUUAUUGAACAUUUUGGCAGGGGCUCUCUUUGGGCCUUGGGAGGGCCUGCUUCUGGCCUGCCUGCUAGCCACAGUCGGGUCCACCAACUGCUACUUCCUAUCCCGUGCAUUCGGGAAGCAGCACGUGGUGCGGCUCUUCCCUGAGAAGGUGGCCAUGUUGCAGAGGAAGGUUGAAGAGAACAGGAGCAGUCUCUUCUUCUUCCUGCUCUUCCUGCGCUUCUUCCCCAUGACACCUAACUGGUUCCUGAAUGUCACAUCCCCCAUCCUCAGUGUGCCCGUGCCUCUCUUCUUCUUCUCCGUUCUCAUCGGUCUCAUCCCCUACAACUUCAUCUGUGUGCGCACGGGGGCCAUGCUAUCUGAGAUCUCCUCACUGAAUGACAUUUUCUCCUGGGAGACACUACUGCAGCUGCUGACCAUCGCCUGUGCAGCGUUACUCCCAGGAGCACUGCUUCGCCGCUAUAGCCAUGCCCACCUUAAGCUGGAUACACUGGAGCUGAACGGACACCCUCCUGACAAGGCGGCCAGAUAGCUGGUCCUGCAUAUUCCUAAAGCACUGCUGCCUCCUUGUGGGCAGUGGAAAACUCAACCAGAUAAAAGUCUUAAAUUUAUGAAGCCUAUGUAGGAUGAACUUUGGAUGGCAAAAAAAAAAUAUUUUUGGAAUAUACAGCUUGAGUAGAUUAGACUAGUUUUUUAAUAUUUAUUUUUUAUUUUUUUUAAUUGUUUUUAAGGUACUUGUGUGAUUUGAAAUCGGGUUAAUCAUUAUUAUUUAUCUCAAACACUGGGACAUCAUGGGAGCCCAGGUUUGACUCACCCCAGGCCUGUACUCUGGAGGAUGAGCAUCUGCCUGUCUAAUGAACUUACUUUUUGCUUUCUGCAGUAAUCAUCAAGCUGUGCAUGGUGUGGGGCAUGAUCGCAUGCUCUGUCUACGUCUCCAGUUAACCGUCCCUUCAUGUUUUUGAGCUUAAUUUUUAUUAAAGAAACAUGUUAAAAGUCA